AUGCACCUGCUUUGGGCCUUUCUUUUCUGGCUCUCUCUUACCAAUGGCCUCCGUGCAAACUGUCCAGGACGAUGCAGCUGUGAUUCUACACAGUCUGUGCAAUGCUACAGGCUCAUGGAAAUCCCAUCAGGUAUUCCUUCCACCACCAAGAGACUCUACAUUAGCCACAGCAGGAUUCAGCACCUUCAGCUAUCCAACUUCACUGGACUGUUGGCUCUGGAAGAUUUUAUUCUGUUGGCCAGUGGAACAGAGUCUAUUGAAAAUGACACCUUCAAAACUCUGAGUACAUUAAAGACCCUAGAACUUUGGAAAAAUAAAUUGAGACGAGUCCCCAGUGCUCUCCCAGCCAACCUUGAGGUGUUAAAAUUAAAUGAUAAUUUGAUAUGUGCUUUAUAUGGAUCAGAUUUUGAAGGACUGAAGAAGUUAAAAGUCCUUGAACUUAGAAACAACUUGAUCUCAUCGCUGUCUCCCAGCAUGCUCUCCUCCCUUAUCAGUUUACAAAGUUUGAUGGUGGACGGUAACAACAUAGAGUCCGUGGACGGACCUCUGAACCUUCCGCAUCUCAAGUACAUGAGCAUGGAGAACAACAAACUCCACCUUAUACCAGGGAAUGUCUUCACUUCUCUACAGGACUUGCAGUUCCUCAGUUUCAGUGGUAACUUUCUGACUAAAAUUCCUAUAAAUCUACCCAAAUCCUUGCUAUCUUUAAAGAUGGAGAGAAACCAGCUCAAAGUGGCUAGGUUUCGAGAUAUGAGACACUUGGAGAACCUGUCCCAUCUUUACCUGUCACAGAACUUCCUGUCUUCCAUUGAUGGGGCACAGCUGCUGACCAAUUUAACUACUCUGGAGGUUUCCCAAAACCGGCUUCAAAUGUUGCCCCCCAGGCUGCCAUCAAGGUUACAGAAGCUUGACUGUAGCAGUAACUUCAUUCAGAGAGUGACAGCACCAGAAUUCCAGGACCUCCGAGACCUGAAACAUCUGUUUCUAGACAACAAUGUUGUCAGUUUGUUCGAGGCCGGGGCUCUUCAGAGGUGUUCUCAGCUGUCCAACCUGGCCCUGGAACAGAAUCUGCUAUUGUCCAUCCCUCUGAGGCUCCCGAAAACCCUGGCCAGGCUGGACCUCAAGGGCAAUGCCAUCCAGGACAUGGCUGAAAGGGAGCUCAGGGACCUCAAACAACUCCAGGUCCUCAACCUAAGGAACAACAAGAUCUCUGCCUUAGACCUCAAGGCCUUGGAGGGGCUGCCUCGGCUCAGGCAUCUGUACCUGGAUGGGAAUCCCUGGAACUGCACCUGCAGUCUCCUACGAGCCAGGGAAGUCCUGAAGGCCAAGGGCACGGACGUGAAAGGGGGGCAGUGUGCAGCCCCAGCAGAGCGCCUCGGGGAGAGCUGGAUGUCCUCCAAGAAGAUCCUGAGGCAGUGCGAGCACCAUUUACAGCAGAAUGAGAAAAGCAAAGAGACUAAGAAGAAACCAAAACCGGACGACUCUUCCAGCAGUAGACUCGGCACGGAUGACGACGACGAAGAUUACGAAAUAGAUUAG
This is a messenger RNA of Apodemus sylvaticus (European woodmouse), 1539 nucleotides long. RefSeq names its product nephrocan. Gene Ontology annotation, molecular function: protein binding. Bases 1 to 1539 code for a protein of 512 amino acids. NCBI's taxonomy places the organism in Eukaryota, Metazoa, Chordata, Mammalia, Rodentia, Muridae. The record is from RefSeq and is a predicted model, not a curated record. The transcript is spliced from 3 exons.